AUUUCUUUUACGAGAGAGACUAGGCACGAGAUGACUUGCACUUUUACCACAGAAGGCUCAUGGGAACUUUAGCAGAUUCAAGAUGGCGACCGAACUAGAGAGAGCGCUAGAAAUACAAUCAUCCUCCCCAGACGAGGCGAUAGGACUUUUACACGCUAUUGUAAAGCGAGAUGUAGGUCCCGAAGACGAAGAGGGAAUUAAGUCAAAAGAACAGUCCAUACUUGCGCUUGCCUCUCUCUUGUCGAGGAAAGGAGAAGCGGAAGAGCUUGGGGGACUUAUCAAAUUCAUCAGGCCAUUUCUCCAGAUGGUGUCAAAGGCAAAAGCUGCCAAACUUGUCCGUACCCUGGUAGAUCUCUUUCUGGAUAUGGAGUCAACAACUGGCAUGGAGGUCGAUCUAUGCAAAGAGUGUAUUAAUUGGUCAAAACAAGAAAAAAGGACAUUCCUUAGACAAGCUCUUGAGGCUAGGCUAGUAGGGCUGUAUUUGGAUACCAAGCAAUACACAGAAGCCCUCCAUACAGGAUCUAAACUUUUGAAGGAGUUAAAAAAGCUUGAUGACAAAGUGCUACUCGUUGAAGUUCAGUUGUUGGAGAGUAAAGUGUACCAUGAGCUCUCUAACAUUCCCAAGUCAAGGGCAGCGCUGACAUCAGCAAGAACCACCGCUAAUGGCAUUUAUUGUCCACCUAAACUCCAAGCAGCAUUAGACUUGCAAUCUGGCAUACUACAUGCUGAGGAGAAGGACUUCAAGACUGCUUACUCUUACUUUUAUGAAGCUUUUGAGGGAAUGGAUUCCAUCGACAGCCCCAAGGCAAUGGCCGCCCUCAAGUAUAUGCUGCUGUGUAAAAUUAUGCUAAACAGUCCUGAUGAUGUUCAGUCCAUCAUAAGUCGCAAGCUUGCCCUACGAUACUCAGGACCACAGUUGGUUGCCAUGCGUACCAUAGCUAAUGCAAGCCACAACCGAUCCUUGUCUGAAUUCCAGCAGGCACUGGCAACAUACAAAAAGGAGCUGACAGAAGACCCCAUCAUAAGGACUCAUCUAGAUGCACUUUAUGACAACUUGUUGUCCCAGAAUCUACUCAGGAUCAUUGAGCCAUACUCUAGGGUGGAGAUUGAGCGGGUGGCAGGACUAAUCCACCUUCCCCUGGAUCUUGUCGAGAAGAAACUAUCUCAGAUGAUUUUGGACAAAAAACUGCAUGGUAUCUUGGACCAAGGUUCGGGUGUUUUAAUCGUAUUUGAUGACGCUUUCCCCGACAAGACGUACGAGAACACGUUGGAGCUCGUGCAGGAGAUGGGCAUGGCGGUGGAUGCCCUUUACACCAAAGCUCAGAAGCUUUCCUAAGACAACUCAGAACUCGAUCCCUGUCGUCCAUCCUUGAAGGUCCAUCGAUUAUAUCGACCUUCCGCGAUAACUUCCUUCAAACUUGUCACACUUUAAUAUGCCUCAUACAUCCGCAUUAUCUGGAUAAAGAGCUGGAUUUUUACCACUGUGUAGGAAAAUAUAGAGCUAGGCAAGGCUUUGUAUGGUAUUGUAUGUACGCGGGAUUAUCUAAUAGAUAUGAAUUUCACAACGAG
Messenger RNA from Nematostella vectensis (starlet sea anemone), 1569 nucleotides. Its product is annotated as 26S proteasome non-ATPase regulatory subunit 11A. NCBI's taxonomy places the organism in Eukaryota, Metazoa, Cnidaria, Anthozoa, Actiniaria, Edwardsiidae. Gene Ontology annotation, cellular component: proteasome regulatory particle, lid subcomplex. The coding region runs from base 83 to 1336 and encodes 417 amino acids. The transcript is spliced from 15 exons. Gene Ontology annotation, biological process: ubiquitin-dependent protein catabolic process. Gene Ontology annotation, molecular function: structural molecule activity; protein binding. The record is from RefSeq and is a predicted model, not a curated record.